Tetrahymena thermophila SB210 is the source of this 2403-nucleotide messenger RNA. RefSeq lists its product as hypothetical. The transcript is spliced from 2 exons. NCBI's taxonomy places the organism in Eukaryota, Ciliophora, Oligohymenophorea, Hymenostomatida, Tetrahymenidae. The record is from RefSeq and is a predicted model, not a curated record.
AUGAUGAAUAAAAUUGCAUUACAAUUGUUAAAGAAUAGGUUUACUAAUCUAGCAUUAAAUGAAUAAAUAAAGUAUAAUUAUUAGAAAAAUAAGAUUUCUCUUUUCAAGGCUCAUCAAAACAGACAAAUAUAAGAUAGAGACUAUGAAAAUUAGCAAAUAAAAUUAAAUAAUGAUGUAUCUAAAAUUGAUCCAUACAGCAAUUCUUUGAGCUAAACAGAAAUACAAAAUUUUGAUAUUUACUAUGGUAGGUUUGAGACCGUUGUGUGUUAGGGAUAAGGUUUAAAUAGAAAACUUGUAAAAUCCCUUAAAAAAUAUGAUGUGGAUUUGAUUUUGAGGUAGAAGUUAAGAGAAGAUUAUGACACAAUCAUUAAUUUUAUCAAAGAAAGAAACACUAAAAUGAAAGCAAGCGAAUAUGUUUAUAUUUUUUAAUACUUUUACAAAUACAAAGAGAAAUUCAUGCAGUUUUUAUAAGAUCAUAUGGAUUUAUUUGACAUUAUUAUUAAAGGUUUGACUAAUGUAAAUAUUUAUUCAGCUGUUGAGUUUGUUAAAUUGCAAAAACUUGUUUAUUUGUUUGAUAUUCAAGACGAGGCAGUUUGGAAGAAUUUUUUGGUGAAAGGAAAUCUUUUAUUUUCAAACUCAGCAGAAUUAGAACAUGUUUACGAUAGCUUGCUUUAGGUUUUUAAAAUUUUUCUCAGUUAUGAAUUUAAAGAUCUCAACUCAUAAAGUAUCCUCAUAUAAAUUAAGAAAAAGCUUUUAAGAGGAUUAAAUUAAAUGGAUCUCACUGAUUGUAUAGAAUUAAUUUCCAUAAUUGCUGAAAAAAGUAUAUUUAUCGAUCCCGUUCAAAUAAGAUAAUUUGAAGAAAGAUUCGUAUUAAACAAAGAAGUUUUGUAUCUUGAAUAAUUUGCCAUUAUUUUUGAUUCUAUGGGAAAGCUUCAAUAUCAGCCUCUAGAAUUUGCUGAAUACUUCUUGAAAUUUAAAUUGUCUAAAAUAAAUGAAAUAAUGCCCACAGUUAUAUCAAAAACCUCUCAAACACAAGCAAUUAUUGUACAAAACCCUGAAACUUAAAGUAAAGAAAGCUUAGAUAAUCAAUUUAAUAGCAUGUAAAUUUCUAACCAAGAAAAAGGAGAUAUCCUCAACUUUGAUAUUUUUACUCUAUUUGUCAGAGGUUUCUCUCAAAUAAGUCUCUUUUCUGAUAAUAAAGAUGUUUGGGAACAAAUGGAAAACUGCUUUUAGAAUUUUGUUGAAAAGUAUAGCAAAAACGGCGAGUUAGACUAAAUAAUAACAAGAGAUUAAUUGGGGAUAAUUAUUGGAUCCUUCGAUAAAACUUAACUUGGUACUGAGAAAAUUUGGUAGCUCCUAUCUAAUAGGAAUGAAUUUGAAUUAUCAUAUGACUAAAAUUAUAUUAUUUUGAAGAAUUUAGUCAGGUUCAAUGUUUUUAAUCUUAAACAACUUAAUUUAGCUCUCAGUUACAUCCUUGAUGAUAAAACUGAUUUACCAAAAUUCGAAAAUGUUCUAGCAAAGGAGAGUGCCUAAAAGAUUUUAGAAAAAAUAUAAGUGUAUGCUUUAGUAAUUUAUAAAUAUAUAGAAGAGGCAGAGAUAGGUGGCUCUACUCACUAAAACGAGUUAGAAUUUUAGAAACAUUGCAUGAAACUUUUAUUAAAAGAAUCAGUUAAUUGCUUAAUCAAAAGUUAGGAUAAAAAGUGGAAAAAUUUAUCUGAAAAUGAAUAAAUCAAGCUUUACGGCUUAUUACAUUUGUGUGAAUAUAAAAGCUAAUUUUAGGUAACUCAGGAAAUAGCUACUCUAGAGAGAAAGAUUUCUAAAGAUCGUAAAACAUUUAGUGUAUCACAGGUUUGUUUCCUCACCCUAAUGUAAGAGUGUUUUGCUUCAGAAGAAUAGUUUUCAAAAUGGAACAAUUUUAUAUUUAAAUGCAUAGAAAAUGCAAGUCAGUUAGAAUUCUCAGCUUAUCUUGCUACUUUUUACAUAUACGGACUAACUGAUCCUUACUUAUGGGGACUCUUACAAAUAAAAUAUAUUGAAAACAUAGAACUGUACUAAGUAGACGAUUUACUUUCUUUCAUGCUAGUUUUUUGCCAAAAGCAAGAUAUCGAUGAAGAAAUUUGGUAGUUGUUUAUUGAAGUAUUGAAAAUUAAAUCAAUUAAAUAACAUUUAGAUUCUCUUAAAUUGUUUUCUGAAUAAAUAAAAAAUCCAGAGUAAAAGCAAUCUAUUUUAGAUAUAAUAAGUAGUAUUGAAAAUUCUACCAAUAAAGAGUUAGAUGAAUAUGUCGAAGAGCUAAACUAUUUGCCACAGCUUAAUCUUCCUUUAAAAAAAAUAUUAGCAAAAGAAGAUCCCUUAAGUGUUUAUAAAGCUUCAAGUAUAAAACAUGUUAUAAGUUUAAUAAAUUGA